Messenger RNA from Peromyscus leucopus (white-footed mouse), 2313 nucleotides. RefSeq names its product macrophage stimulating 1 (gene Mst1). Gene Ontology annotation, molecular function: receptor tyrosine kinase binding; serine-type endopeptidase activity. Lineage: Eukaryota; Metazoa; Chordata; Mammalia; Rodentia; Cricetidae. The record is from RefSeq and is a predicted model, not a curated record. Gene Ontology annotation, biological process: proteolysis; regulation of receptor signaling pathway via JAK-STAT.
GGGUGUGGGGUCAGAGCCACCCAAUCCUGUAGGGACACAUUUCACAAUUUCCGGGAUGGGGCUGUGAUGGGUCACAGUGCAACCUCCAGCUAUGAGUAUCGGGUGUGUCACACUUUUGCUGCUUCUGACAGAGUGUUCGAGGGCCCUUGGGCAGCGCUCACCACUGAAUGACUUCCAGCUGCUCCGGGGCACAGAGUUAAAGAACCUCCUGCACACAGUGGUACCGGGACCAUGGCAGGAGGACGUGGUGGAUCCUGAGGAGUGUGCAAGGCGCUGUGAGCCUCUUCUGGACUGUCGAGCCUUCCACUACAACUCGAGUAGCCACGGGUGCCAGCUGCUGCCAUGGACUCAGUACUCGCCCCACACACAGCUCCACCAUUCAAGUCUGUGUGACCUUUUCCAGAAGAAAGACUAUGUACGAACCUGCAUUAUGGGCAACGGGGUCAGCUACCGGGGCACUGUGGCCAGGACAGCCGAUGGCCUGCCCUGCCAAGCCUGGAGCCGCCGUUUCCCCAAUGACCACAAGUAUACACCCACACCAAAGAAUGGCCUGGAAGAGAACUUCUGUCGAAACCCUGAUGGGGACUCCAGAGGCCCCUGGUGCUACACAACAAACCGUCGUGUGCGGUUCCAGAGCUGCGGCAUCAAGUCCUGCAGAGAGGCUGUUUGUGUCUGGUGCAAUGGCGAGGAUUACCGAGGCGAGGUAGACGUUACAGAGUCGGGACGCGAGUGUCAACGCUGGGACCUGCAGCAUCCUCACCCGCACCCUUUCCAUCCUAACAAGUUCCUCGACAAAGCGCUGAACGACAACUACUGUCGUAAUCCGGAUGGAUCCGAGCGGCCCUGGUGCUACACCACAGACCCAAACAUCGAACGAGAAUUCUGCGACCUUCCUAGUUGCGGACCCAACCUGCCACCGACCAUCAGAGGAUCCAAGUCACAACGGCGAAACAAGGGCAAGACUUUUAACUGCUUUCGCGGGAAAGGCGAAGAUUAUCGAGGCACAGCCAACACCACCUCCGCGGGUGUGCCCUGCCAGCGGUGGGAUGCACAGAGUCCGCACCAGCACCGCUUUGUGCCGGAGAAAUAUGCUUGCAAGGACCUUCGGGAGAAUUUCUGCCGGAAUCCUGAUGGCUCCGAGGCGCCUUGGUGCUUCACAUCUCGACGUGGUUUGCGAGUGGCCUUUUGCUACCAGAUCCCACGCUGUACAGAGGAAGUGGUGCCAGAAGGCUGCUAUCACGGCUCAGGUGAACAGUAUCGGGGCUUCGUCAGCAAGACCCGCAAGGGUGUUCAGUGCCAGCACUGGUCCGCGGAGACACCACACAAGCCACAAUUCACACCCACCUCAGCACCGCAGGCCGGGCUGGAGGCAAACUUCUGCCGGAACCCAGAUGGGGAUAGCCAUGGGCCCUGGUGCUAUACUUCCGAUCCAGCCACCCUGUUUGACUACUGUGCCCUGCAACGCUGUGAUGAUGACCAGCCACCCUCCAUCCUGGACCCCCCAGACCAGGUGCAGUUUGAACAGUGUGGCAAGAGGGUUGAUAGCAACAAACUCCGUGUGGUGGGAGGCCAGCCUGGGAGCUCACCAUGGACAGUCAGCUUGCGGAACAGACAGGGCCAGCACUUCUGUGGGGGGUCCCUAGUGAUGGAGCAGUGGGUACUGACUGCCCGGCAAUGCGUCUGGUCAUGCCAUGAACCUCUCACAGGAUAUGAGGUAUGGUUGGGUACCCUCAACCAGAACCCACAGCCUGGAGAGGCAAACCUACAGAGGGUCCCAGUGGCCAAGACAGUGUGCGGACCGGCAGGCUCCCAUCUUGUUCUGCUCAAGCUGGAGAGACCUGUGACCUUGAACCAUCACGUGGCCCGGAUCUGCCUGCCUCCUGAGCAGUAUGUGGUACCUCCGGGGACCAAGUGUGAGAUUGCAGGCUGGGGUGAAUCCCAAGGUACAAGCAAUAACACAGUCCUUCAUGUGGCCUCGAUGAAGGUCAUCUCUAACCAGGAAUGCAAUGUGAGACACCGAGGGCAUGUACAAGAGAGUGAGAUAUGCACUGAGGGACUGAUGGUCCCUACAGGGGCUUGUGAGGGUGACUACGGGGGACCACUUGCCUGCUAUACCCAUGACUGCUGGGUCCUAGAGGGACUUAUAAUCCCUAACAGAGUGUGUGCACGGCCCCAGUGGCCAGCCAUCUUCACACGUGUGUCUGUGUUUGUGGACUGGAUUAACAAGGUCAUGCAGCUGGAGUAGGCCUGGUUUUGAUCCCUUAGCGAUGACAAGACUUCUCAAACAUAAAGCAACCUUUCUCUCUGUCUGUA